Betta splendens (Siamese fighting fish) is the source of this 1623-nucleotide messenger RNA. RefSeq names its product overexpressed in colon carcinoma 1 protein homolog. The transcript is spliced from 5 exons. The record is from RefSeq and is a predicted model, not a curated record. NCBI's taxonomy places the organism in Eukaryota, Metazoa, Chordata, Actinopteri, Anabantiformes, Osphronemidae. The coding region runs from base 264 to 584 and encodes 106 amino acids.
CUCCCCUCUCACGGUGGGUAUAAAAGCGUCCCCCUCCACGCUUUCACUUGACUGUCAGCUCUCUGAGGCGCGACUGAGGCGAGGGGAGGGAGACACGACUGAAGGAGAUCCCUGUGAGACGUUUCUUUGACCUUAAACCUUUGCUCUCUCUCCCCUAUCUCCUCACCCCUCCCACCCAAAGUGUUUUGGGUCUCCCUCGUAUCCUCCAUCUCCUCCUUCUUCUUCUUAAGCGUCUCAAAUCUGCCUGGACAGUGGCUUCAUUCAUGCGAAAUGGGCUGUGGCAAUUCCUCAGCCACCAGCACCUCGGGAGGGGGGCCAGCAGAAAUCUCCAAAGAUGUAAGAUCCUUCAGCAGAAGAUGAGAAAAGAAGGAAUUAUGGUGGUGUGUAUGUGGGUCUACCAGCCGACCUCUCCGCUGUGGCUGCUAGUCAAGCCAAGUCCACACAUAAAGACUAGCUGCUAUCGAAGGACACACAACGCAGGUAUUUACAAAUAUAAUUUAUCCUCUCAAACGGAGGAAAAGCUGGCGCACGUGAGAGUGAAGGACGCCAUUCUUUAUCUCUGCAAGAUCCUCCACACUCACUAACGAGCCUAACGAGCAGAGAGCCUGUAAGUGCUCCAAUCACCAGUCACGGGGCGACGUCUCAGGCUCUCGCUGAGCGAGGAUGUGGACGCUGCCUCGUGCACCGUGUGCCUCAGUGAUGCAGGGACUGGAAGUGGAGGCCGACGCGCGCACUCCAUCGUCGCCCUUCACUCCGCAGGAGGAGCGACGUCGCAGAGGACGAGCACUCGCCCGGGGACUCGCAGCUGUGGGCGGCCGCUGGCGUCGUGACAGCCGUCCUGGAAUGCUGACUUUCUUUCUCAGGAGGAGACACACGGCCGACUCACUCAUUAUUCACCAGGAGUUACUGUAAACAACAUUCCCAGUGGUCCUCUGCAAUAAAUCCCACUGCUCAGUUCGCACAGAUGCAGAGUUAAAGAGGCAAAAAGCAGCAAAUACGUCCAAUAGCGUGGAUUUCAUUCAGGGACCAAGACACACUACACCAAGUUAUAGCUGUAAAUGCUAUGCUAACGCUAAUAGCAGCCGUGAACAGAGCAAGUAGUGUUUGAAUCCAUGUUCUGGGUGCAUCAGCCAGGUUGGACCUGUGGAUGUCGUUUGUGACCCAGACUCAUUAUGUAACAUCAGGAUGUGAGUCAUGAUACUAAGAGGAUUUCUGUCUGCGUCUCCCUGACUUUUCUUUCUCACUCUUAUGCUGCGUGUUGUUUUCUUUCCCCAUAAGAGCUCUAAUUUUGGGUUUCUGGACAAUUCUCGCAGCACUUAAUAUCUCACUCAAGGAUUACACAAGCAGAAUGGUCUACAUAAAUGUGACCUACUGUAUUGUGUAACAGCAAAAACCUUUUUCUAUCUUUAGAGACAAAAAAACAGUGAGCAAAGCAACAAUAAUUAGUUGCAAAGAUUUUAUUACUUUCUAUUUUAAACAUGUAUCAGACUUAUUCAAAAAGUAAUUCUGCUGUUUGAUAUUUGAAAUGGGGAGGCUAGUAUUUGUUCCCGUCAACAAAUCAAAUGAAAAGCCUAAAAUCAAUAGUGUUCUUUUUUAUUCACCGACCUUGUAAACCUGUCUGUG